Messenger RNA from Brassica napus (rape), 1942 nucleotides. Its product is annotated as B3 domain-containing protein REM9-like. Gene Ontology annotation, molecular function: DNA binding. The record is from RefSeq and is a predicted model, not a curated record. The coding region runs from base 809 to 1558 and encodes 249 amino acids. NCBI's taxonomy places the organism in Eukaryota, Viridiplantae, Streptophyta, Magnoliopsida, Brassicales, Brassicaceae. The transcript is spliced from 3 exons.
CGUCACGUAAGACCAUGCGCAUCAGGGGUUCAUGAGGGGGUCGUGGGCUCGAGUUUUUAGGCCCGAAUGAUUUAAAGAAAAUGAAAAAUGGGUUUUAAUCGACGAACCGGGCCUUACGCUUGAACCCGUAAGAGGCGAGUUCAUGCCACGCGUCGGGCGCUGAGUGGCUUCUCCUUUCCGCGUUGACGACGAGGUCGAAAGGGUUUCCGCGUAACGCGAUUCAUUUGUCUCCUCUCUGAAAAACCUAGGGUUUCUUUCCGCGGAGGCGACACACCGUGCGACGGCGAAUUCUGGAGGUUUUCUCCAUCAAAUCGACUCUGUAAUCUCUUCUCGACGCUCUUAGGUCAGUAUUACUUAGAUUCACAGUGAGUUAGCGUCGAUUGAAUGUUCGAAAGGGAUUUGCGAUUUGUAUGAUUUAAAAUCGAUUUGGGGUUUUUUUUUUAGGGUUCUUAAUCGAUAUGGUAGUUCGAUUGAGGGUUGAAUUGGUUCGAUUUUGUGGUGGAAACUCGAAACCGUUUUCUCGGAUUUCAAUUAAAAAUUGGGGCUUUCGCGUUAGGGAUGUAAAUCGAAGUCUCUGUUUCGAAUAAUAGCUGUAAAUCGUCAUGGUCGUUUCAUGUAGGGUUCGUUUCUCUGAAUGUUCGAAAGGGAUUUGCGAUUUGUGAUUAAAAUCGAUUUGGGGGGUUUUUUUUAGGGUUCUUAAUCGAUAUGGGAGUUCAAUUGUGGUAAUGUGUGCUAAUAAUCUGUCGUUAAUGUGUGCUAAUAAUUGCGAUUGAGGGUUCACGGUUUGUUUAAAACUCGAUUGUUGCAGAUGGAAACUCCCCGAGAACCUCAUUUCUUCAAGCCUCUUCUUCCUGGUUUUCACAGUGGCGUGGCAAUACCACUUGACUUCUACUCAAAACACAUACAAGGGGCUGAGAUCAAUAAACCAUGGAAGCUAAGAUCGGACGCUUCGGAUCAAAUUUGGGAGGUGAUCCGAGAAGGCAGGACACUCACCAAAGGUUGGAAAGAGUUCACCGAAGCACAUGAUCUUCGAAUCGGUGACAUUGUCAUCUUCAAACACGAAGGAGACAUGGUCUUUCAUGUGACACCUUUUGGUCCUAGCUGUUGUGACAUUCAGUAUACACAUCCUCACAUCGUUAAGGAAGAAGCCGACGCGGAUGAUGCUCCUACUUUCUCAUACGACUACUGUUUCUUGGCUGAGGUUACUGCUACAAAUCAAAAGGACGACAAAAUGUUUCUUCCUGUGGAAGCUAUGAGGUGUGGUGCUUUGAACCAACAAUGCAAAGAGGUCAAACUUGUCAACAAGGAGGGAAAGUCAUGGACUGCGCGCUUCGGAUUUAGCGAAUCAGACGGCGCAUAUUACAUCAGCAGAGGGUGGAGAAAGUUCUGUCGUGAUAACAGAUGCACCAACGGAGAUUUGUUUGUGUUCAACGUGGUUGGAGACGGGACGACAACUCCAUUACUGUGUGUAUGUCCGGAAAGGAAGGAGUGUACUGAACUACUGAUCAAGCACUUCAGCAGAAUCGAUGGUAGCAUUGCUUCUACCUCACGAAAUUAGAUGGCUCUUUUGCGGUCUUUCCUCUCUAUCAUCUGAACUUGUUUCUUUUUGUUUCAUUAGCAACUUAUCAACUUAUGUAUUUCGGUUUGUAAAACUUGAAUGGUUUUUCUAUGUGAACUUUUAUGCUAAGUUAAACAUUCUCGAACUUAAUUGCUUUGUUGAAUGCGUAGACUGAUCAUCGAACAAAAUGUUUCUAUGAAUUGAAUUUAAGUUAAGAAACAACAUAAAAUGUUUUCAUAAAUUUUAUAAUAUAUUUUAAUAUUGUAUUCAUGUAUUCUGAAUAAUUUUAAAUUUUUUUAAAAAAUUAAAAAAUAUUAUUAUUUUAUUCCUAUGAACUCCUUCUUCGGGUUCACUAAUGCAGAAAACAACAAAUUCGGGUUCAUA